GAAGGAAAUGAAAAACCCCAAAAGACUAUUUAUCAUAUGGAGUAUAUAGCCAAAAUUGUUAGCGAACGGAGAGAAAAUAAGGACUUUCUUGAAAAUGAAUUAGAGAAUUUUGUGGAGUCAGUGAAUGAACUAUCCGAAGAUGAAGAAAAGAAGAAUCUAAUCGAACCAAGCAAAAAGCGGGACGAAAACCAAAAAUCGUUAACCAAUAAAAAUAUCGAACCUAUUUAUUUAGUUCCUUAUACUCCUCAUUUAAACCCC
Messenger RNA from Ambispora gerdemannii, 258 nucleotides. Lineage: Eukaryota; Fungi; Glomeromycota; Glomeromycetes; Archaeosporales; Ambisporaceae. The record is from the annotation of a GenBank genome assembly.